CGCGCACUCCGGUCGCUGCUCCUCCGACUGCCGAGAUUUCCACAUCUCCACCCAUUUUUCUCGGCUGGAAAAUGCAAAUUACGAGCGAACGAAAGUGUUGUCGCCGACCGAAGAAUAGGAACGUGACCGAGUCAUUGGGAAAAUAAGCAGAAUUUGUACUUUGAUUGCGGGGUUAGCGAAGAAAGUUUCCGCCGAUGUUAAAGCCUUGCCUGGCAAUUUAUAAUCUCUCGAGUGUAAAGUGAUUUGGCAGUGAAUAAUUUCAAAAGGAAAAGCAGAACAAAGUAAGCUAAUUAAUGAGCCGGCUACAAUGAGAGAUGAUUAGACGAGUGACGAUAGCCCCCCCAUCGCAACACGCCAUGCAACACCUCGCGUUGCUGCUGCUGCCUUCGUCCCUAUGCAAAGUGUGAGGAGUGCGCGGCGCUAAAAUGUUGAAAAUUAGCGUUCAUUGCGCUUAAACGGAUUGCAUUCACCGCUAAUUGCAUACAAAUUAAAAAAACACUAGCCAAAAAAUACAACAAAACAAAGCAACACCAAAAAACAAUAAAGAAAGAAAACCAAACAAUAAAAAAAAGACAAACAAUUCGCGGAGAGUGAAAAAGAAGUGAAGUGCAAACAGCGAUUUGCAUCGCCACCGCGGCAUUCCGCGUGUGCUUACCACUUCCCAAGCCCCCUCUAGCCUGGGAGGAGGAGCAUGGUCACCUGCAAGGUGGACUCCCAAUCCGCGGUGGCCGUUCCCAAAAUGAAUGCGGCAAGGUCUCGUGGCAAGCCCGCCGGCGGCAGUCACAGCAAUAGCCACUCUUCCGGCUUUCGGCUCCUGGACGGCGAUCAGCUCGAAAAUAAUUCGAGUGUCAGCCGAAAUUCGAUCUACAAACUCAAGAUCGAUCUCAUGUUCGACGAUUCCAGAUCCAUGCGAAGCAGCCGCCUCGACGAUCCCCGUGGAUCGCAUCGCACCCGCUCCAUCAUCAUGUAUGGGCGCAGUGAGUUGGCCAGCACCAGCGGUGAUACUCCGCGCUCCCUGAGCAGCUUCCUGCAGGACAAUGGGCAGUCGGCCAAGGUGCUGGCCGAGGCGGCCAAGAAGGAUGUGCAGCGGAUCAGCAACAGCGUGCAGGCCCAGAUAGAGCAGCUGUUCACGGAUGUGGCCAAGGAUGCCACCAGCAGCUUCGAGGUCACCUGCCUGGGAGCGCUGCCAUUAAAAGAUAAAGUGACCAGCCUGCAGGGUCUGCAAGAGCCACUGCGUCAACUGUAUCUCAGCGAGGUGACCAAGAAGAAACUCAACUCUGGAUCGCUGGAUAUCUGUGCCACCGGACUGCGGGUGAAGAUCAGCACCCUCUCCAUAGCGAGUGGAGCGGAUGGUUCGGAGGAGGGCGAGGCUCUCAUCACACCCUUCCACAACAUUGCUGUGUGGUCGGCGGUGAAGUUCGUCAUCUCGGACGACGAUGGUGGCGCGGCCUUUCUGCCCCUGAUCACCGAUCCGGAGAACAUAGACAAGACUGCCCUGUUCCAGCCAUUGAGCUCCAGUGAGCAAAUGGCUGUGGAGCACAGCAUCCAUGUGCAUGCACCCAUCUUUGCAGUGGUCAUGCGUUCGGCUAGCUCGCCCAAGGUGCUCGAGUGCCAUGGUUUCAUCUGCAAGAGCACCGAGGAUGCCAUCGUGAUUGCAGCCACGCUCUACCAGAGUCUGAUGGCCCAUGUGAGCACCAGUUCGCGGCGAAAUACCCAAAGGAGAGCGCCCCGCCAGCAAAAUGGUGUCAGCUGCAUCAGCAUUGCGAGCAGCUCGGCCCUGGCCAGCUCCAACUACCUGUCCCGCUCCCAGAUUGUGCCCAGUGCCAACGGAAGGCGUAGCUCCUUCCGGGGCAGCACCAGCGUGGCAGGAACUCCCUCCCGCUCCGGACGAAAGAAGCGGAUAUCGAGUAGUUCCUUGAGCUCUCACAGUAAUGUCAUCAACGAGGCCGCCGAGCUAGAGACCUCCACAGAGGAACGCCGUCGCAAGUCUCACAAAUCGAAGCGAGCUCCACCAGUACCGACGACGGUGCCCGGCUCAGGGAGUCACCGGAACGGUGGAGGAGGCACUCCCUCCCGCAGUGGCAGCAUUGUGUGCGGCAAUGGUCACGUGACCCGUCUGCAUCAGAGCGCCCAUUCCAGCAAGAAAUCUUCUACGGGUCCAGACCUUUCCUCGAGCGUGGACGUGGCGCCAGCCAAUGGAGACAUACUCACACGAGUGGCCAUACCCAGAUCCGGAAGCUUCCUCAACACCGGUGGACUGACUCGCUACAAGUCGCGGGCGGCGAGGCGCCACUCCGGCAAACUGGGCGGCGGCGGUGGAGGCGGAGGAGGUUCCCCACUUGGUUUCAGCGAGCUGUUUAACGAAUUCCGCCUGCACGAGAACCUGCACUCGCUGGACGACAUCCUCUACGCCAUUAUCGAUGCCGACGGCAUGUCCUUCAACGAUCUGAAGCCCAUCUACAAGGAGUUCCUGCUCAAGCUGGCCGUGACCCUCACCCAGGACGAGCUCUUUCAGCGCUCCAAGAACAUAAUGCGGCGACAGAAGAAAAAGAAGCAGAAACGCAAAGCCAGUGUCAAUGGAUCGCAGAAGAAGUCAAAGACUAGCUUCUUUGGCACCAAGAGCCUCAAGAAGGUCUUCCAGCUGGGCCAGUUCCGUUCCUGCCGGGGAAAGCUCGCCAAGCCAGCGGUGAAGCCCAAGGAGGGCAGCAUAGACAAACGCAAAAUUAGUCCACCAAUCAUCAUUGGCCCACCCAUCAGCCAUGCCCAGCAGCAGCAUCAAAGAAACAGAGCGGCAACCAGUGGCUCGGAUGUCUCUGUGGUGAGGAACGAGCAUACCCAGGGACUCAAUCGAAACAGCAGCAGCGGAUAUGUGUCUUGUUCGGAGUGCAGCUACGACUCCGAGUCCUGUGCCUGUGCCUCGGCCGAUCGCUGCUAUUGUAGCCUGCGCACCGAGCAUCUGAACCACAAACUGCGCCAGAAGAACGAGCGCAACAUGGCCUUGGCGUCGCCCACCCGAAAGCCAUCAGCAAAUCAAAGUGGAGCCGGAACUACGGCCACCAAUCGGCACUCGCUGAUCUCUUGCCGUUCAGACGACAAGUGCUACUGCUCCAUGGUGGAGGAGGAGCCAGCCAGCUCCCUGGAACGAGACUCAGCUAACAACACGCACACGGACACGACCACGUCCUGCGAUUCGGACAGCUGCGUGAGCGCCAGCAAGUGCUACUGCAAGCGCACCCAGCGCCGACAGCGUUCCUCGGCAGCGGCGGCCAUCAGCGAGGACUCCUUAUCCCAACAGCAGCGCAAGUCCCGGCCAGGAGGGGCAAGUGGAGCUCCAAGGAAAGGCAAGCCCUCAGAGAAACUGGGCCUGGACUACGAGCUCUUUAAUAUCAGCGGAAGUGGGCAGCCAGUGCAACCGCACGAGGCUCUCAGCGUGAAGAAGAGCGUGGAGGCGGCUGCUGUGUUCGCCGACAUGAAGCUCAGCCAGACGACGGACAUCAAGAGUCUGUGCCCGCCAAAGGGGGCGGCAACAGCGGGACUGGGAUCUAGGUUGGGCAAUGGCAGCUGUCGAUCGCAAGUCUCCUCCAGAAGGUCCUCAUACCGUACCCGAGAGUCCUUCAGCACCGAUCGCUUGGGUGGGGGUAUGCCACUGGUCAUGCCGCUGGGCAAAAGCAUAGGCUUGGCAGGAGGCGGUAGCGCUGAUAAUCUGCUGGCCAACCUUAAGGCCAUGGAAGCUAAGGCAGCCUCCAUACGCAGCAGCGCCAGCAGGAGCCGCAUGGGCAGUUAUCAGUCAAUGCGGGCAGUGAGCGCCUCCCUGGAGGACUCGCUGGGUUACUUGCCAUAGACGUGGAUCCGGAAUAGUUACGAUGUACAUAGCACAUAAGCCAACAUACUCAUAUAUAUACUAUACUAUAUAUUACAUAAUAAUCUCUUAACGGCUUAUGUUUCCCAAGACAAUUAUCGCCAUUAAUCCGACAGCGAAUCAAUUCUCUUGCGAAACGUAAUCAUUUUUAGCAAUAAGUACCUCCUAUAGAACAUCCAGUGUGACUUAAUCUCUAAGAUCUAAUCCAUAGAAACGCGAGGUGCAAUAUGAAGACCAACCAUUGGGAGGACAAGAUUCCUUGAUUUUCAAAGCAGUGCAAUAUUUAUAAAUAUUAUUUAAUAUUAUUUAAAAUAAAAUAAAAAACAUUUUUAUAUCAAUUAAA
Molecule: messenger RNA, 4202 nt
Organism: Drosophila kikkawai
Lineage: Eukaryota; Metazoa; Arthropoda; Insecta; Diptera; Drosophilidae
Source: RefSeq, a predicted model, not a curated record